UAGUUGUACCAACAUGUAUGUGUUCUACUGCAUAGCUCUCUUGUUCAUCAAAAACCCAAUUCAAUUUCCCCUUUAAUUCCAAUUGUGUUUACUGGAUUUCAAGAAAAUCUGUACCCUUUAGUGUUUUUGCUCAUUGAAGUUUACUGGGAAAAAUUUCGAUCAAUUCGAUGAACAACAAGGUUCCAUGAGUUCAAAUAUAUCAAGAAGGAUCUUUAAUGGAGCAUUGUUCUGGAGAAAAUGCUGAUAUAACUGAAUGGGAGAUUGACGACUAUAAAGAAAAAUCUUAUGUAGAGCUGAAGUGUGGAAAUCAAUCUUUUAAGAUAUCAGAUGUGGCUUACACUUGUCCCUAUUGUCCAGAGAAAAGAGGGCGUCACCUUUUCUAUGAAGAUCUCUUGCAGCAUGCAAGUGGAAUAGGAAAGUCUACGAUACGAACUGCAAGAGAUAGGGCCAAGCAUCUUGCAUUGGCCAAGUACUUGGAAAGCGACGUAGCAGGUGCAGUUGGUCCAUCAAACUCUAGUAAAGAGUUGAAGAGUGGAAGUCACUCUUUUAGGAUAUCAGAUGUAGCUUUUGCUUGCCCCUAUUGUCCGGAGACAACAAAAAGAGAUUUUUCCUAUAAGGAUCUCUUGCAGCAUGCAAAUGGAAUAGGAAGCUGCAACUCUAUGAAGCGAACUGCAAGAGAUAAGGCGAACCAUCUUGCAUUAUUCAAAUGCUUGGAAAAUGAUGUAGCAGGUUCUACCAGUUCAGCAAAAUCUUAUGAAGAGUCGAUUAGUAGAAAUCAACCUAAGAUAUCAAAUAGGACUUUUGCUUGUCCCUAUUGUCCGGAGACAAGAGAGAGAAAAUUUUCUUAUAAGGAUCUCUUGCAGCAUGCAAAUGGAAUAGGAAGCUCCAACUCUUUCAAGCGAACUGCAAGAGAUAAGGCGAACCAUCUUGCAUUAGUCAAGCACUUGGAAAAUGAUGUAGCAGGUUCUGCCAGUUCAUCAAAAUCUUAUGAAGAGUGGAGGAGUGGUUCUCUUAAGAUAUCAAAUAUGGCUUUUGCUUGCCCCUACUGCCCAGAAACAAGAAACAGACAUUUUUCGUACAUAGAUCUCUUUCAGCAUGUAAAUAGUGUAGGAACCUGUAACUCUAUAACGCGAACUGCAAGUGAUAGGGCCAAGCAUCUUGCAUUAGCCAAGUCCUUGGAAAAUGAUGUAGCAGCCGGUAAAUUAAAAUCUUAUGAAGGGUUGAAGAGUGGAAAUAACUCUUUAAACAUAUCAGAUAUGACUUCUGUCUAUGCCUAUCCAGAGACGAGAAACGGAGAUUCUUCAUACAAGGAUCUGUUGCAGCAGGCAAGUGGAGUAGGAAGUAGUAACUCUAAGAAGCAAACUGCAAGGGAUAAAGGCAACCAUCUUGCAUAUGCCAAGUACUUGGAAAGUGAUGUAGCAGGUGCUGUUGGUGCAUCAAAAUCUUAUGAAGAGUCAGCAAGUGGAAAACACUCUUUUAAUAUGUCAGAUAGAACUUAUGCUUGUGCCUAUUGUCCAGAGACGAGAAACAGAGAUUUUUCGUACAAUGAUCUCUGGCAGCAUGCACUUGGAGUAGGAAGCUGUGACUCUAAGAAACGAACUGCAACGGAUAAGGCUAACCAUCUUUCCUUGUCCAAGCACUUGCAAAAUUUUGCCAAAUACUUGGAAGAUGAUGUAUCGAGUGCUGCCAAUACAUCAAUGCCUUAUGAAAGAUUGAAGAAUGGUAAUCACUCCUUUAACAAUUCAGAUGUGGCUUUUGCUUGCCCUUAUUGUCCAGAUACUAGAAACAAAGAUUUUUCAUAUAAGGAUCUCUUGCAGCAUGCUGGUGGAGUAGGAAGCUGUAACUCUAAGAAGCGAACUGCAAGAGAUAAGGCCAAUCAUCUUGCAUUGGCCAAGUACUUGUCAAGUGAUGUUGCAGGUGGUCCUGGUAAAUCAAUAUCUUAUGAAGAGUUGAAGAGUGGAAAUAACUCUUUCAGCAUACCAAAUGGGGCUUAUACUUUUGCCUAUUGUCCAAAGAAAAGAAAGCAAGAUUGUUUGUAUAAGGAUCUCAUGCUGCAUGUCAGUGAAGCAGGAAGCUGUAGCUCCAAUAAGCGAACUGCAAAAGAUAUUACUUUUGCCAAGUAUUUCGGAAACGAUGUAGCAGGUGCUGCUAGUCCAUCAAAGCCUGAUACUCUGGGUAAUCCUCAGGUUGAUUCUCUUGCAGAUCAGGAUCUUUCGGAGAUGUUUGUGUGGCCGUGGAUUGGGGUUGUUGUGAACCUUCCCACUGAAUUUAAGGAUGGUCGCUAUGUAGGAGAAAGUGGUUCUAAUCUGAAGGAUCGGUUGAUAAGGAAAGGUUUCAAUCCAACACGAGUGCGCACUCUUUGGAAUGACCUAGGCCAUUCUGGAAUUGCUCUUGUUGAAUUCAAGAAAGAUUGGUUUGGGUUCAGUAAUGCCAUAUCAUUUGAGAAGGCCUAUGAGGCCGAUGAUCAUGGGAAGAAGAAUUGGGAAGCCAAUAAUGACAAAAAAUCUGAUUUGUAUGCUUGGAUAGCUCGAGCUGAUGAUUAUCAGGCCACUAAUGUUGUUGGUGAAAAGCUCCGCAAAGUUGGAGACCUUAGAACUGUUUCUAGUAUCAUGGAAGAAGAAUCUCGCAAGAAUUGUAUACUUGUUUCUAGUUUAACCAAUGCCAUUGAAGUCAAGAAGUUGCACAUAAAGGUGUUGGAGGACAAAUUACGGGAGACUAUCCAGUCUGUCGAACAGUUGAUUGUGGUGAAUGCUAAACUUCGUCAAGCAAACAAUGAAGAAAUAAAAAAGAUCCAGUCAAGUGCGCGUGAUCAUUUCCAGCAGACAUUUAUUAAUCAUGAAAAGUUGAAGUUGCAAAUGGAAACUCAAAAAAAGGAGCUUGAUCUCCGACAUGAAGAACUGCAGAAACGUGAAGCCCAAAAUGAAAUUGAUAGGAAAAAACUAUCUGAAGAACAUGAACAGAAUGCCAUCCUAAAAACAUCCCUUAGUGCUGCGGUUGAAGAGCAAAAGAAUGUUGACGAAAAAGUACUGAAAUUUGCAGAAGAACUGAAGAAACAAAAGGAGGAACUCCAUAAGAGAAUUAUUAGGCUUGAGAAACAACUCAAUGCAAAACAAGCAAGUGAAACAGAAGUUGAGCGAUUGCGAGUGAUUAUUAAGCACAUUGAAGAGGAAGGUGAUCAGGAAGUUCUGGAAAACGUUGACACACUGCUUAAAAGUUUAAGAGAAAAGGAAGAAAAAUAUGAAGAUUUAGUGUCAUUGAACCAAACCUUGAUUGUGAAGGAGCGAAAGAGCAAUGAUGAGCUGCAGGAAGCACUUAAAGAAUUGGUUAAUGGCUUGAAGGAAUUACCUAGAAAAGGUCCUAUUGGUGUUAAGAGGAUGGGAGAGCUCGACAGCAGACCGUUCUUUGAAGCAGUGAAGAGGAGAUAUAAUGAGGUAGAAGCUGAGCAGAUAGCUUCUGAGUUGUGCUCGUUGUGGGAGGAGUACCUUAGAGACCCUGAGUGGCAUCCCAUUAAAGUUGUUGCCGUAAAUGGGAAACAUAAGGCUGUAAUAGACGAUGAAGAUGAAAAACUGAAAGACUUGAAGAGAACUUACGGUGAGGAUGUGUAUAAAGCUGUAACAACCGCUUUGAGUGAGAUUAAUGUAUAUAACCCAAGUGGAGGAUACAUCAUUUCGAAGUUGUGGAAUUAUGAAGCUGGUGAGAAAGCUACUCUGCAAGACGGAGUUACUGUGCUACUAAACCUCUGGAAAAAGAAAAUGACACUCAACUGAAUGUCAUUAGUAAAGGUUAGAGGAGCAUUGGAAAAUAUGAAGCGUAAGUUGGUGAGGAGCAUGAACUCGAGCUCGAGCUGCUUAAACACAGG
Messenger RNA from Solanum tuberosum (potato), 3859 nucleotides. RefSeq names its product protein INVOLVED IN DE NOVO 2. Bases 216 to 3767 code for a protein of 1183 amino acids. NCBI's taxonomy places the organism in Eukaryota, Viridiplantae, Streptophyta, Magnoliopsida, Solanales, Solanaceae. The transcript has 9 exons. The record is from RefSeq and is a predicted model, not a curated record. Gene Ontology annotation, biological process: gene silencing by siRNA-directed DNA methylation.